UGGGGGCCUGAGAGGAGCGAGCGCCGCCACCGAAGGUCGCGCCAGACUGCAACGGGUAAUGGGAGGGCUAAUGUUUCCUUUUGACUCUUCCCUUUGGACCUUGGAGUGACUCUUAAUGGGGUGAUGCACAGAUUUAGGACCCAGUGGAGCCUUUCCCCGUUUCCCGUCACUCGCUCAGGCACGCCGAGGGCAGUCUCUGUGGGGUCCUCGUGGCCAGCCAAGAUGGCUGCUCCCGCGGUGAAAGCUGCGCGAGGGUGGUUGGGCCUGGUGCUGAGCGUGCGGAGUGCUGUCCUGCGGCUUCCAGGGCUCACCCAGGUGAGGUGGAGCCGCUAUGGUCCUGAAUACAAGGACCCCCAGAUUGACAAGGAAUAUUACCGCAAGCCCUCGGCCGAGCUGACUGAGGAGGAGAACUAUGAGCGGGAGCUCAGGAAGACUCGGCUUAUCAAAGCUGCCCCAGCGACGAGAACAAGUUCUGUGUUUGAAGACCCAGUGAUCAGUAAAUUCACCAACAUGAUGAUGAAAGGAGGAAACAAAGUACUGGCCAGAUCCCUCAUGACACAGACUCUGGAAGCUGUGAAAAGGAAGCAGUUUGAAAAGUACCAUGCUGCCUCUGCAGAGGAACAGGCAACCAUCGAACGCAACCCCUACACCAUCUUCCACCAAGCCCUGAAAAACUGUGAGCCUGUGAUUGGGCUGGUACCCAUCCUCAGGGGUGGCCAUUUCUACCAGGUCCCUGUGCCGCUAGGUGACCGGCGUCGUCGCUUCCUGGCCAUGAAGUGGAUGAUUACUGAGUGCAGGGAGAAGAAGCACCGGCGGACGCUGAUGCCAGAGAAGCUGUCACAUGAGCUGCUGGAGGCUUUUCACAGCCAGGGCCCUGUGAUCAAGAGGAAGCAUGAGAUGCACAAGAUGGCUGAGGCCAACCGCGCUCUGGCCCACUACCGCUGGUGGUAGAGGGAGGAUACAAGCUCUAGGAGGAGCCCAGGGCUUUCUGCUGUGAGAAACAACAUGAGCCCCUGCCACGCUGAAAAAUACCUGUGGGUUAAGGAUGUAGUUCCUUCUCGAGGGCAGGGAGGCCUCACAAAAAGGAUGGAGCAGCAUGUUUAUUGCUUGUUACUCCUUCUUUCUUUGGGGCUAGAAGUUGCUCUCCCUGCCCCGUCUCCUUGCAGAGGGGGAACAUAUCAACUUGGGUUUUCCCCAGGAAACUUAGGGCCCAUCCAGCUUUCUCUUCCCUCAGCUUGGGGUGGACCUUUGGAUGAUACGAAAGGAAGCAGUUUUGGUAUCAGAAGAGGUUUAUUAGAAAAUCCUCACCCUGAACUAGUGUAGCAUGUGAUGUGGUACUGCCAUUCAUUAAAACCGACUGGAGGAAAUACACUUACUUCCAAAGUAGUCCUUGUACAAAACGUAUAAAAAGCAGUUCCUGGUG
This is a messenger RNA of Ceratotherium simum simum (southern white rhinoceros), 1423 nucleotides long. RefSeq names its product mitochondrial ribosomal protein S7 (gene MRPS7). Gene Ontology annotation, biological process: translation. The record is from RefSeq and is a predicted model, not a curated record. NCBI's taxonomy places the organism in Eukaryota, Metazoa, Chordata, Mammalia, Perissodactyla, Rhinocerotidae.